Molecule: messenger RNA, 1575 nt
Organism: Saccoglossus kowalevskii
Lineage: Eukaryota; Metazoa; Hemichordata; Enteropneusta; Harrimaniidae
Product: serine/threonine-protein kinase RIO1-like
Molecular function (GO): ATP binding; protein serine/threonine kinase activity
Source: RefSeq, a predicted model, not a curated record
AUGGAAGAACCUGAGCCAGUGGUCCAAACAACAGUAGAUAACAGUUUAUUGAAUCAAGUCUCUGAGAUAUCUAUUGACUGGUCAUCAGAAGAUGAUGAUGAUAGAGAUUAUGCAGAUUGGGAUUGGGAAGAUGAAACAGGAGAUUUCACCAAGAAGUAUAAUUCAGUGAAGUCACCAAAUUCACAGUCAAAUCCAAAUCAACAAAUUUCACAUAGGAGAAAUCAACCAAAUGAAAAAGCAUUUGGUAAAUACGCAAGUAAAAUUCAUGUUGAGAAAUAUGAUGGUCCACGGUUGUCAUCAUCCGCUGUGUCGUCGCUACUUAGUAGUGAUAAAAGAACAGAGGCUGGCAGGAGUCGAGUAAAAGAUAAAGCAGAUAGAGCAACAAUGGAACAGGUUCUGGACCCUCGUACCAGGAUGAUUUUAUUCAAGAUGCUAAACCGACAUGUCAUAUCAGAAAUCAGUGGAUGUAUUAGUACAGGAAAAGAGGCUAAUGUUUACCAUGCUUCAACAAAAGAAGGUAACGACAUGGCAGUCAAGGUUUACAAAACUUCCAUUCUUGUUUUUAAAGACAGGGACAAAUAUGUAACUGGAGAAUUCAGAUUUCGUCAUGGUUACUGCAAGCAUAAUCCAAGAAAAAUGGUGCAGACGUGGGCCGAAAAAGAAAUGCGAAAUUUAACAAGAAUGUACAAUGCAGGUAUUCCAUGUCCACAGCCUGUUAUAUUACGAAGUCAUGUACUGGUGAUGUCAUUCAUAGGAACACAAGGAUGGCCAGCUCCCAAACUGAAAGAUGUAGAACUCAGUGAGUCAAAAGCAAGAGAAUUGUAUUUAAGUUGUAUUCAGUUGAUAAGGAAGAUUUAUCAAGAUUGUAAACUGGUACAUGCUGAUCUUAGUGAAUAUAAUAUGCUAUACCAUGAAGGUGAUGUAUUUUUAAUUGAUGUCUCUCAGUCUGUAGAGCAUGACCAUCCACAGGCAUUGGAAUUCCUCCGUAAAGAUUGUACAAAUAUCACAGAUUAUUUUCGCAAAAACGGUGUCUCUGUGAUGUCAGUGAGAGAACUCUUUGAUUUUGUCACGGAUUCUGCCAUUCAUAGAGAAAACAUUGAUCAAUAUUUAAGUAAGGCCAUGGAGAUUGCAAUCAAUAGAACAGAAGAAGAUGUAACUGAAGAACAGAAAAUGGAAGAAGAAGUAUUCAAACAAUCCUAUAUACCACGUACCAUGGAUGAAAUAACCGACUUUGAGCAAGAUGUAAAGAAGGUACAAGAGGGACAAUCUGACCAGGUUUAUUACCAAGCAGUAAUAGGUAUGAAAACUGACUUAACUGGAGCACAACAGCAACCAAAGUUACUGGAGGAUGAGAGCUCAACUGAUGAUAGUGAAGAGGAUGACAACAGCAAUGAUGAGGAUGAUGAAAAAUCGAAAUAUAAACGCCAAUUACACAGAGAUGAGUCUCCCAACAGUAGAAGGAUAAGAAAACAAGCUGUGAAGGAAGCUCAACGUGAAAAAAGGAAAAACAAGACACCAAAAUUUGUAAAGAAACGAAAAGAAAAAUUAGCAAGACAGAAAAAGGGCAAAAAUUGA